ACUCCGCCCCGAGAUUCUUCCAGAAGGCGCCGGCGAGGUGCACACACAGCUUUGGGUGGAUAUAUUCUUUUAAAAAUAAAAAUUAAGGCAAUUUCCUGCUAGCUGUGUGUGUAUUUUGCCGUCCACGAUGUCCACUUUGGGAACGCUGGCCUUCGAUGAAUAUGGACGGCCGUUCAUUAUCAUUAAAGACCAAGAUAAGAAGUCUCGUCUGAGUGGCCUUGAUGCGCUUAAGUCACACAUCAUGGCUGCAAAAGCAGUUGCCAACACCCUGAAGACCUCACUCGGCCCAAAUGGGCUUGAUAAGAUGAUGGUGGAUAAGGACGGCGAGGUGACAGUAACCAACGACGGCGCUACCAUUCUCAGCAUGAUGGAUGUUGAUCACCAGAUCGCCAAACUCAUGGUUGAGCUCUCAAAGUCUCAGGAUGAUGAGAUCGGAGAUGGCACCACUGGGGUCGUAGUCCUUGCUGGAGCUCUUCUCGAGGAGGCUGAGCAGCUCUUGGACAGAGGGAUCCACCCCAUCCGCAUCUCUGACGGCUACGACCAAGCCGCACGCAUCGCCAUCGAACACCUGGAUAAGAUCAGUGACAGCUUCCCUGUAGACACCAGCAACACCGAGCCGCUCAUCCAGACAGCCAUGACGACACUCGGGUCCAAAGUGAUUAACCGAUGCCACAAACAGAUGGCCGAGAUCGCCGUCAAUGCCAUUCUCACCGUGGCAGACAUGGAGAGGAAGGACGUGGACUUUGAGCUUAUCAAAAUGGAAGGGAAGGUUGGAGGUAAACUGGAGGACACUCAGCUUAUCAAAGGUGUUGUCGUGGACAAGGAGUUCAGCCAUCCUCAAAUGCCUAAGGUCUUAAAGGACACAAAAAUCGCCAUCCUGACAUGCCCGUUCGAGCCACCCAAGCCUAAAACCAAGCACAAGCUGGAUGUGACCUCCGUGGAAGACUAUAAAGCUCUGCAGAAAUAUGAGAAGGAGAAAUUCCAGGAAAUGAUUCAGCAGGUGAAGGAGAACGGUGCUAAUCUUGCCAUUUGCCAGUGGGGCUUUGAUGAUGAGGCAAACCACCUCCUCCUGCAGAACGAGCUGCCUGCUGUGCGAUGGGUUGGAGGCCCCGAGAUUGAGCUGAUUGCCAUCGCCACCGGCGGCCGCAUCGUGCCCAGAUUCUGCGAACUGACUGCAGAGAAAUUGGGCAGCGCUGGCUUGGUGCGGGAAAUCUGCUUCGGGACAACUAAAGACCACAUGCUCGUCAUUGAAGAAUGCAAGAACUCCAGAGCUGUUACCAUCUUCAUCCGCGGAGGAAACAAAAUGAUUAUUGAGGAGGCUAAGAGAGCACUCCACGAUGCCCUGUGUGUCAUCCGUAACCUGGUAAAAGAUAACCGCAUUGUUUAUGGCGGCGGUGCAUCUGAGAUUUCCUGCGCUCUUGCUGUUAAUGAAGCCGCUGAUAAGUGCCCCUCUCUGGAGCAGUAUGCCAUGCGGGCAUUUGCAGAUGCUCUAGAAGUCAUUCCUAUGGCAUUGGCAGAGAACAGCGGCUUGAACCCCAUCCAGACAAUGACUGAGGUCAGAGCUCGGCAAGUAAAGGAAAACAACUCCGCACUCGGAAUCGACUGUCUGCGUCUGUCCACUAAUGACAUGAAGCAGCAACAUGUGAUCGAGACCCUGAUUGGAAAGAAACAGCAGAUUUCUCUGGCAACCCAAGUGGUCAAGAUGAUCCUGAAGAUCGAUGACAUCAGAAACCCUGGCGAAUCUGAAGACUAAGCACGUCUUGCGCACUGACAACAAAGUCAUUGUUUAGUGUUAUUUAUCAUUACAUACAGCACUCAUUUACUGUGUAGGCCAUCGACAAACAAUAAAAUGUUAAAAAUU
Molecule: messenger RNA, 1861 nt
Organism: Clarias gariepinus (North African catfish)
Lineage: Eukaryota; Metazoa; Chordata; Actinopteri; Siluriformes; Clariidae
Gene: cct5
Product: chaperonin containing TCP1, subunit 5 (epsilon)
Exons: 11
Coding region: 128-1753 (541 amino acids)
Biological process (GO): protein folding
Cellular component (GO): chaperonin-containing T-complex
Molecular function (GO): ATP binding; ATP hydrolysis activity; ATP-dependent protein folding chaperone
Source: RefSeq, a predicted model, not a curated record